UUUCCUAAUUUCAAGUCGAGGCUGAGUAAUUCAUGCUGGAGUUGUUGCCCUUUAAGCUUUCACAAAUAGGUAUGCCUUGCAUUGCGAAAGCGCCUCCAGUCGGAUUAUACCGGGUUUUUUCUCGUAGUAUAAUAACGAUAUAUUACGAGGCAUUACUCGUGAUAAAAAUGGAUACAUCGUGUUCACCGAUUUGUGAAGAUAUUUUAAAUUCUAAUUUACCACCAACUUUGACAACUACUACAACUGUUAACAUCCAUGACAUAGACGACGAACUACUAUUUGCGCACGAGGAAUCUCAGAGAAGUGGAUCUAUCAUUCCAUUACUAAAACAAGAAUUAAAAUGUAAAAUUCAGUCUCGGCGUUUGACAGAAGGCAAAGAAGAACUUUCGUUGACAGAAAGUACAUCUUCCAUCCAGUCAACAAAGUUAAGUGCUGAAGAAAUGGAGAGGAAGCGGCGUCGUAGGGAUCAGAACCGAAGAGCUGCUAAGACAUUCCGCCAGAAAGAAAAAGAGCGAAUUGAUCAUAUUCAGCAGGAAAUAGAGGUCCUCGAACAGAAAAAUGGACUUUUAAGACGAAAACUCUCUGAUCUUGGCAAUGAGCGCAAUGAUCUCGUCCUCGCUUUGCGAACACACAUGUGCUGUUUCCACGUCAGCGAUUUCUACACGAAUAUCCCUGUACCAUGACAUCAUGACAGUGAGAAGACGACACAAAUGGCAAGCGUUAGAAUUCUUCUGUUUCCACGUCAGCGAUUUCUACACGAAUAUCCCUGACGUCAUGACAGUGAGACGAAGACACGAAUGGCAAGCCUUACAGAUCUUCUAUUUUCACGUUAAUGAUUUGUACUGAAAUAGUCCAGUACCAUGACGUCAUAACAAUUAGAAGAGGACACCAAUUGCAAACCGUAUUACCGAACUUUGAAAACCAGAUGACAUAGUAUAAUUCACAAUCUUUGAAAAGAUUGCAGCUAUGUUGCAGAGAUGGUUUUGGAGUAUUGAGAAAGAAUAAUGUGCCACACGUGCAGGCUGCAUUUGUGACAAAAUGGAAUGCAGCCCCAAUGAUGACAAAUAGGUCUACAUUUACAUGUCGCCAUGUCGUCAGUUUACACUAUAAUGAAUAUGGUGAAACCUAAUUAAUGCAUGAAUAGACAACCAAUUUUUUGUUGUUGUUGUUUGUUUGUUUUUUGUUCAUGAAGCAAAAUGCUACAUUUUUGCAUAUUAUUUUAAAUAAAUACUUUUGAU
Gigantopelta aegis is the source of this 1238-nucleotide messenger RNA. RefSeq lists its product as uncharacterized. Gene Ontology annotation, cellular component: nucleus. Gene Ontology annotation, molecular function: DNA-binding transcription factor activity, RNA polymerase II-specific; RNA polymerase II cis-regulatory region sequence-specific DNA binding. The transcript is spliced from 3 exons. Gene Ontology annotation, biological process: regulation of transcription by RNA polymerase II. The record is from RefSeq and is a predicted model, not a curated record. Bases 33 to 683 code for a protein of 216 amino acids. Lineage: Eukaryota; Metazoa; Mollusca; Gastropoda; Neomphalida; Peltospiridae.